AUGGCUUCUGUUCAUUCGAAAUUUGACGCUGAGCAUCGAGAUCAUGUCGAGCAGGUGUUCAAGCCGGAUGACACGGCUGCCGAUGCCGCCGCCAUGGGCCAAGCAACCUCGGGAUAUGAGAGCUUGUCUCUGUGGCAGACAGCCAAGAUGUUCAAAGUCGCAACUAUUACCUGCUUUGCAGCUGCGUUCAGUGCUGCUACGGAUGGGUAUCAAAUCGGUAUGAAUGGAAGCAUCAUCGCCAACCAAGGCUUUGUCAAGCAAUUCGCAACGGAUGUCACUGCCAAGGGAACCCCAUACCUUGGGUCUCCAGUCUUGGCUGGCUGGAGUUCCAUCAUGUCGGUCGGCCAAAUCAUAGGCAUGGUUACGAUUCCCUUCAUAUCUCGCAGAUUUGGUCGGAAAAUCGCCAUGUAUACCUACUGGCUCAUUCUGACAGCCAGUGUUCUGGCAGAAAGUCUGGCAAGAUCAUGGCCAGUCUGGCUCAUCGCCAAACUUCUCGCCGGAAUCGGUGUUGGCUGCCUCCAGUCAACCUUGCCUGUCUAUAUCUCGGAAUGUGCCCCAGUUCGUAUCCGUGGUGGUCUCUUGAUGUGCUAUAGUCUGUGGUGGACUAUCGGGUCUUUCUUCGCUUAUAUCGCUCUCCAGACGUUGAGCAAACAGAGUCCCACCACUUGGCUGACACCGGUCUACACUCAGUGGAUUCAGAUUGGCAUCAUGAUCAUUAUCUAUGUCUUUCUUCCUGAAUCCCCGGCUUGGUGUGCCACACGAGGCGAUGGCGAGCGUGCGAAGAGAGAAUUAUUAAAGCUUAAUCGUGGUGUGAAGGACUACAACCUGGAGCAGCAAUACGAAUUACUUGUUCUGACAGUCGAACAUGAAAAGCAAGUCGCGGAAGAACAGAAGAGUCAGCAUUGGUACGCCAUCUUCCGAGGGACCGAUGGGCUUCGGACCGCCAUAUCCCUCUGGCCAAAUUUGACACAGCAAUUUAUCGGUCUUACCCUCUUUGCGACCUUUGGUACAUACUUCUUCCAGCAAGCUGGUCUCUCGGAUCCUUUCAAGAUCAAGUGUAUCACGUCUGCUAUCAACAUCACCACCUUACUUACGGUCGUCCUCGUGUCUGACCGGAUUGGCCGACGUAAGAUUGCGUGUUAUGCCACUAGCACUACAUGGACAUGUUGCGUGGUGAUUGGAAUCCUUGGUCUGGUUCCCCAGACUACCGUGUCCAAAAAUCUCUUUGUCCUAUUUGUUUGUCUCUGGAAUGUCGGUCAGGUCUCCAAUGGAGCGGCUGGCUGGGGUUAUAUUGCCGAAACCUCGGCAUUACGCCUGCGACCCCAUACGGCAGGCUUUGGUGCUGCUGUCAGUUGUGUUGCCGGAGUUGUGAUGAAUGUCCUCACUCCAUAUAUGGUGAAUGCCAAUAAGUGGAAUUGGGGCUUCAAGACUGGCUGGUUCUAUGCCGGUGUCGGCCUCCCUUUCCUGAUUGGCACAUGGCUGCUUCUUCCUGAGACUAAAGGACGUUCCGCCGCUGAGCUUGAUGAGCUAUUUGAACGCAAGAUCAAGCCUAUCCAUUUCGCAAAGACUGAGACAGCAACUCAACGUUUGGUCAGGGCUAAUGAUAAUGUUUAA
Penicillium cataractarum is the source of this 1614-nucleotide messenger RNA. RefSeq names its product putative maltose permease (MalP). Bases 1 to 1614 code for a protein of 537 amino acids. The record is from RefSeq and is a predicted model, not a curated record. Gene Ontology annotation, biological process: carbohydrate transport; transmembrane transport. Gene Ontology annotation, molecular function: carbohydrate:proton symporter activity. Lineage: Eukaryota; Fungi; Ascomycota; Eurotiomycetes; Eurotiales; Aspergillaceae. Gene Ontology annotation, cellular component: membrane. The transcript has 4 exons.